Molecule: messenger RNA, 2019 nt
Organism: Cryptococcus amylolentus CBS 6039
Lineage: Eukaryota; Fungi; Basidiomycota; Tremellomycetes; Tremellales; Cryptococcaceae
Exons: 8
Coding region: 104-1954 (616 amino acids)
Biological process (GO): protein N-linked glycosylation
Cellular component (GO): mannan polymerase complex
Molecular function (GO): alpha-1,6-mannosyltransferase activity
Source: RefSeq, a predicted model, not a curated record
UUAGUCGUAGUCUUGCACAGGAUCUCUAUCUUCCUCUCUUUCUCUCUCUUUCUUGUUGACCAUCUGCCAGCGGACAGCCACGCAGUGUACUACAGCCCCGACCAUGCUCGCCCUACUGUCAUGGCGGUACGGCCGCUUCCUGCCCCUCGCCGUCCUCAUCUUUCUCGCCAGCAUAUUCCUCCUCAUCGACAGCUCGGCUUCCUCAGAAUCCACCCUGCCCAGAGCAUCAAUAUACGACUACACAUCUCCUGCCACCCACUGCUUCUGGCCCGCCGACAACGCCAGUAGCGCAGGUGCUGCGAGUGCGCAGUUGAAAGGGGUAGCAGGGAAAGGGACCGUCGGAAAGGUGAAGCAGUGGAUGGGCUGGCAAGAUGGAGACGAGGUGGACGAGGACGUGGCAGAGAUGGAGGAUACGCCAGAGGGACAUGGGUUUGCCUGGGACGGCCAAUUACCGGAUGUCGUGCCCGUCAGCGGCAUCGAACGGUACAUGAUUGCCCAUAUCGAGGAGCUUCAAAGUGGCUACGAUGCGGAGCACGACUUCAAAGAAUACGGGCUGAAGCUUGGGAAUAUCUCUCUAUCAGCGUAUACUUCCGAGCUCUUGCAGAUAUAUAGAGAAUUCCUGGUUCCUCCUGGUACACCGCCCCCAGUCCCGCCCCCGGCCUUCCUCCCUGCGGUGCUUUCCCGUUUGUCCCUCAGACCUCCUAUUGCGCCUCUGCCUCCCAGGCCAAACCAUGUCAUGACCACUGAAAAGUCGGUCGACGAUCUUCCUUGGCAGUUCAACAGGUGGAAGGAGAUCAUGCCAGACUGGGAGAUCAAGUAUUUCGACGACAAGGCUCUGAAAGAUUGGGUCAAUGGGAUGUUUGGUAAUACCAAGGCUUCAAAGAUCUGGGAGACCCUUCCGAGGCAGGUCCUCAAAACAGACGUUUUCAGAUACAUGGCCAUGUUGGUUGAAGGAGGCAUUUAUACAGACAGUGACACUGCUCCCAUCAUCCAUGCCGACCAAUGGGGCCACCCAUACAACCACAAGACGUCCCCGCUCCUCACCCACCUCGCCCGUAUACUAUCCAUCUCCACCUCCCCCCACCUCCCCUCGUCUCACCCUCUUUCGUCCUUCUCUCCCGAGCACGCUAGUGAAAAUGUCGACGAAGAACUCGGCGCAAACCUGCCCAGCGGCAAGUCGGCCAUCUACGACGGUCCUCUUGUCGAUGAUGGCGCUGAGCUCGGUCCUCCUUCUUUGGUCGUCAGUGUUGAAUCAGACGCCGUUGAAUUUGGAUGGAAGAACUGGCGAGAGGUCGGUUUGAGCCGAGCUGUGCAGAUCACUCAGUGGACAUUCAUGGCGCGCCCGGGACAUCCCGUCUUUCUCGAUGCCUUGGGUCGGACCCUACGCAAGUCUGAGGAGAUGGCUGCCAAGGUGGCGGAAGCAAAGAAGACGGGUGAAGAGUUUAUCCCAGAGACAGCUCUCGAGUGGACAGGACCAGGAGUCUUCUCUGACUGUGUGUACCGCUACUUGAUAUCCAGAUACGGCUUCAAACCGGACGAUCUCAUCCACACAAAAGAUCCCAUACGCGUUGGAGAUGUCUUGAUCUUACCGGCUGGGUCAUAUUCCAGUGUCAGUCCUUUCGGCGACGAGACGCAGAGGAAUUGGGCUGCAAGCUGGCACGGCUUUUUCGGUCGAUGGCGAGGAGCUGAUCCAGCGGUUCAAGAGUUUGAAAGACUCAAAAAGCUAAAGAAGGAGGCCGAAGAAGCGGAGAAGAAGGCCAAGGAACAAGUAGAAGAAGCGGAGAAGAAGGCGCAGGAAGCGACGGAUAGGGCAAAGGCUGUCAAGGCCGAAGAACAGACCGCCAAGGAAGUUGUGAGCGAGGGCGACGGGCAAGUAGAUCAGGAGAGUUCGGAGAUGAAGAAGGAAGAGGAGAUGUUGGCGAAAGAAAGCUCGAGAAGCGUCCGGGACGAUUGAGAGACAUAGACGACAGACGCCUUGAACGUAGUAACGUACUCACGUAUCUCAAUAGACGACUUGCA